This is a messenger RNA of Prinia subflava (tawny-flanked prinia), 709 nucleotides long. RefSeq names its product feather beta keratin-like. Bases 1 to 480 code for a protein of 159 amino acids. The record is from RefSeq and is a predicted model, not a curated record. Gene Ontology annotation, cellular component: intermediate filament. The transcript has 2 exons. Gene Ontology annotation, molecular function: structural constituent of cytoskeleton. Lineage: Eukaryota; Metazoa; Chordata; Aves; Passeriformes; Cisticolidae.
AUGCCCCAAGGCCAUGGGACAAGGCACUCCCACCCCACCAGGAGCAGCAUAAAAACCGGCCCAGAGCCUCUCUCCCUCACACAUUUCUCCUCACAGCUUCUCCUCCUGCUCCUGCCAACAACCAGGACCCUCCACACCACACCCAUGGCCUGCAACAGCCUCUGCCGACCCUGUGGACCCACCCCGCUGGCCAACAGCUGCAACGAGCCCUGUGCCCUGCAAUGCCAGGAUUCCCGCGUCAUCAUCGACCCUGCCCCUGUGCUGGUGACCCUGCCAGGACCCAUCAUGACCUCCUUCCCCCAGAACACCGCCGUCGGAUCCACCUCCUCGGCUGCCGUGGGCACUGAGCUCAGUGUGCAGGGACAGCCCAUCUCGGGUGGAUUUGGUGCCUUUGGCUACGGCCUUGGCUAUGGCCGUGGCUUUGGCUACGGCCUGGGAGGCCUGGGCUGCUACGGCAGAAGGGGCGGCUACAUCUGCUGAGGGCCCUCAGCACCACUCCUGACACCAACCACCCACUCCCUGCAACACAUCCCAGGCACUGAGGACGCCUCUCUGGGCCAAGGCUCUCCAAGGGGCUCAGCACUUCCAGCUCCUGCUCUCAGGGCUCCAAGCAAGGCAGCAGCCAAGGGGCCAGCCCGGGCUGCCUGCAAACAUGGCCCAUCUGCCUCCUGCUCUUCUCCCACUCCGUGUUCCCUGCUCUCUGCUCUCC